AUGAUGAAGAUCAUCCAUGAGGAUGGCUUCUCUGGAGAAGACGUGAAGCAGUACAAGCCAGUGGUCUACAGCAACACCAUACAGUCCCUGGCAGCUAUUGUCCGUGCCAUGGACACCUUGGGCAUCGAGUACGGGGACAAGGAGCGACGGGCUGACGCCAAGAUGGUGUGCGACGUCGUCAGUCGGAUGGAGGACACAGAGCCCUUCUCUCCAGAGCUGCUCUCAGCCAUGAUGAGACUCUGGGCAGACUCUGGGAUCCAGGAAUGCUUCAACCGCUCCCGGGAAUACCAGCUGAACGACUCGGCCCAGUACUACCUAGACAGCUUAGAUCGGAUUGGAGCUGCAGACUAUCAGCCCACGGAGCAGGACAUCCUCAGAACCAGGGUCAAAACAACUGGCAUUGUAGAAACCCACUUCACAUUCAAAAACCUCCACUUCAGGCUCUUCGACGUCGGGGGGCAGCGGUCGGAGCGCAAGAAGUGGAUCCACUGCUUUGAGGAUGUCACAGCCAUCAUCUUCUGCGUCGCCCUGAGCGGCUACGACCAGGUGCUCCACGAGGACGAGACCACGAACCGCAUGCACGAGUCGCUGAAGCUUUUUGACAGCAUCUGCAACAACAAAUGGUUCACAGACACCUCCAUCAUCCUCUUCCUAAACAAGAAGGACAUCUUUGAGGAGAAAAUUAAGAAAUCUCCACUGAGUAUCUGCUUUCCUGAGUACACAGGCCCCAACUCUUUCACAGAGGCAGUGGCCUACAUCCAGACUCAGUACGAGAGCAAGAACAAGUCCACCAACAAGGAGAUCUACACACACAUCACCUGUGCCACCGACACCAACAACAUCCAGUUCGUCUUCGACGCCGUCACGGACGUCAUCAUUGCCAACAACCUGCGGGGCUGUGGACUCUACUAA
Chaetura pelagica (chimney swift) is the source of this 912-nucleotide messenger RNA. RefSeq names its product guanine nucleotide binding protein (G protein), alpha activating activity polypeptide O (gene GNAO1). Gene Ontology annotation, molecular function: corticotropin-releasing hormone receptor 1 binding; GTP binding; GTPase activity. The transcript is spliced from 7 exons. Gene Ontology annotation, cellular component: heterotrimeric G-protein complex. The record is from RefSeq and is a predicted model, not a curated record. Lineage: Eukaryota; Metazoa; Chordata; Aves; Apodiformes; Apodidae. The coding region runs from base 1 to 912 and encodes 303 amino acids. Gene Ontology annotation, biological process: G protein-coupled dopamine receptor signaling pathway; adenylate cyclase-modulating G protein-coupled receptor signaling pathway.